Molecule: messenger RNA, 1072 nt
Organism: Trifolium pratense (red clover)
Lineage: Eukaryota; Viridiplantae; Streptophyta; Magnoliopsida; Fabales; Fabaceae
Exons: 3
Coding region: 131-868 (245 amino acids)
Source: RefSeq, a predicted model, not a curated record
AUGAAACCUUUGUUUGAGCAAGCGUGUGUUUUAUGACUAUUAUGAGACAAAUUAAAUUAACAAAUAUUCAUAGCAAUACAAAUAAGACAUAAAAGUAGUACUGAAGAGUGAAGAGAAGAAGAAAAGAGACAUGGUUACAUGCUGUGUAGAUUUCAACAACAAAGAAUUGGAAAUAAGUUUCUUUGUUUUCAAGCCAACUGUAGUAAUUGUUGACCAUCUUAUUCAUGAACUCAAACAGUUUUCCUCAUGUGCUGAGAAUCUUGGUUGUAUGCAAAGUUCUAUAUUUAAGAGCAUCCAUGGAAAUAUGAUAAUAUGGUAUGGAGCAUGGCAGAAACGAUCAAAUGAUGAUAAGGAUAAGUUGACAGCAGACCUGCAAUCAAUGCUAACAAAUGUAACAACAAUGGGUAUCUUAGUUGAACACAAUUUCCUCAAUGCAUAUGCUGGAGAAUCAAGAGAUGGUACAUUAAUUGCAAAGUUUAGUACAGGUGAUAUAAUCUCCAUGAACUCAAUACUCACAACUACCAAAGACCUUAAUGAUCUAUGUUAUGCAGUCCUAGCAAUAUUUAGGUCACGUUUUACUCAAAUAGAAGGCAAAACUUCAGGCCUUUGUUUGAAAGGACAAAUGUUACCUACUGUUGUAUGCAUUCAUGUGUGGAAAUCACUACAAUUUUGUUACUCAUGGAUUCUAAAUCCAGAUUAUAGAAAGUGGAUGGUUCCAUAUCUUGAAAACUUCUCCAUAAACAUUAUGAAGUAUGAUAUUUUUAGAGUAGUUUAUGUUAGUGGUCACAAUAUAGUUAAUCUUCCUUAUAAUUAUAAUGUUGACAUGUUGGAAAAUGAAGAAGAGAGUAGACAAAAACAUGUGAUGUAGAAUUGAGAAUAUGAUGUUUGAUACAAAGAUUUGUAUAUUGUUGUACAUUUUUCUAGUCAAAUCAAAUUUAUGCAUUAAUGAUGCGUCUGAAAUUACAGGUUGAAUGACUUCAAAUGUCAACUCUAGUUGAAGUUUCAGAGUGUGGCUUAGUUUAGUCUCAAUUUCCAAAUCACGAUGACACUGCGAAAUCACUUUUUUCUUUAA